Molecule: messenger RNA, 2256 nt
Organism: Fragaria vesca subsp. vesca
Lineage: Eukaryota; Viridiplantae; Streptophyta; Magnoliopsida; Rosales; Rosaceae
Product: putative ribonuclease H protein At1g65750-like
Exons: 1
Coding region: 1-2256 (751 amino acids)
Source: RefSeq, a predicted model, not a curated record
AUGGUUUCAGAAGGCUUUAAUCUUUUAGACCGGAAAAUUGUUGAUGGUAAUGUUGGUAUUAAAGUUGAUAUUGCUAAAGCUUUUGACACUUUGAAUUGGCAAUUUCUUAUUGAGGUUCUGCACCGGUUUGGCUUUGGUUCUCGAUUUACGGAUUUGAUGCUCAUUUUGCUAAAUUCAGCUCAUUUAUCUAUCUUAAUUAAUGGUUCUCCACAUGGUUUUUUUUCUUGCACCAAGGGUGUGCGACAAGGGGAUCCACUUUCUCCAAUCUUAUUUUGCAUUGCCGAGGAGGCUUUAAGUCGGGGUCUCACUGCUCUUUUCUCUUCUAAGAAAGUCAGGUCUAUCUCAUUACCUCGUGGUUGCUCUCUCACUCAUGUUCUCUAUGCAGAUGAUCUUUUUAUCUUUUGUAGAGGGGAUACUAAAUCCCUUCGGCAAUUGCAAUCUUUCUUGGAUAACUAUGGUGCAGCCUCCGGUCAGCUUGUUAACAAGGACAAGAGCACAUUUUAUUUGGGGGCCUCUCAUUUUCAUCGUCGGCACCAAGUAAAGAAGAUUUUGGGCUUCAAAUUAGGGACCUCACCUUUUAGCUAUUUGGGAGUUCCAAUUUUUAAGGGCAAACCAUGUCGUAAGCACCUUCAAGCAUUGGUUGAUAAAGCUAAAGCUCGGUUAGCAGGAUGGAAAGGGAAGCUUUUAUCAAUGGCUGGUAGGGUUCAGCUGGUUCAUGAUGUGUUUCAGAGCAUGCUUCUCCACAGUUUCUCUAUUUAUUUAUGGGCUACUUCUCUUUUGAGUCAUCUUUCAGCUUGUGCUAGAAAUUUUAUUUGGUCUGGUGACCUGGCUAUCAGAAAAUUAGUCACUAUUUCUUGGCAACAAGUUUGUACUCCAAGGAAUGAGGCAGGUCUCGACCUUCGCAACCUAAAGGCUCUUUAUACAGCUGGUCUUAUAAGUUUGGCCUGGCAAACUCUAUUACAAAGCUCUUCAUGGGGUUCCUUUGCUUGUAGGCGUUUCACUAUUUUUCGUCAUAUGAAGUUUCAGUAUUUUACUUCAUCUGUUUGGCAUGGGCUCAAACGAGUGCUUCCUCUUCUUUUUGAACACUCUAGAUGGAUUAUUGGAGACGGAAAUUCUAUUUUAUUUUGGUCAGACAAAUGGUUGCACUCUUCUAUUAUUCAGCAGCUAAAUAUGGGUUCUUUGUCUCAUUUGUUAAAUUCUCGUGUUGCUGAUUUUAUCUGGGACCAACAAUGGGCCUUGCCUUCUCACUUCUCUAAUUUAUUUCCAGAUUGUGCUAAGCAGAUUCUUGAGAUCCCCUUGCCGAAUACUCCAGAGAGUGAUAUUCUUAUAUGGGAACAUUCCUCCUCUGGUAUUUUCUCCUUUUCAGAUGGUUAUGAGUUAGUUCGCCCCUAUUUUGAGAAGUUGGAUUGGGCUUCUAGUGUUUGGCAUAGUUUCAUCCCUCCUCGUUAUUCCGUUCUUGCAUGGAGAAUUUUUCAUCUCAAGCUGCCGACUGAUGAUCAACUUCAGCGUCGUGGCAUUCCAUUUGUCUCAGUAUGUCAGCUUUGCUCUUUUAGUCAUACGGAGGAUAUCCCGCACUUAUUUGUUAAUUGCUCUUUUGCUCAACAUAUUUGGCAAUGGCUUGCUUAUUAUUUUGGCACUUCCUUGCCGUCAUCUGGAUCCCUUAAUGAUCUUUGGAGCUCUGUCACAGGUAAAGCUUUUUCUCCACAACUUAAAAAUAUUUGGUUUGCCAGUUGUCUCUUUGCUCUUAUGGCUAUCUGGAAGUCUCAUAACAAGCUUCGGUUUGAUAAUAAGCAGCCCUCUCUUAUGCGAGUUUUUAGAUCUGUUAAGGCUUGGGUUCGUUAUAUUGCUCCUUAUACACCUGGUUGUGUUCGUGGUGUUUUGGAUUCCAAAGUUCUUUCUAGCAUGGGUGUGAUUCUUGUUCUCAAAUGUCAAAGUGCUCUUCGUAUUGUGUUAUGGCAUCCUCCUCUCAUUCCUUGGCUCAAGCUGAAUACUAAUGGUUUCUCCAAGGGAAACCCCGGCCUUGCUGGUUGUGGGGGAGUGUUUAGGGACAGCUUCGGUCGUUUAAUUGGUGGUUAUUGUCAAGGCUUGGGAACUCAAACUACUUUCUUUGUGGAACUUAUGACUGUUAUUUUAGGUGUUGAGUUUGCUUUUCACUUUGGCUGGCAUCACAUAUGGUUGGAGAGUGAUUCUACAACAAUACUUCAAUGUAUUUCUUCUUCCUCUUUUGCUCCUCCUUGGUCUCAGCGAAUUGCCUAG